GUCCCCGCGACCACUCGUACGCAGCCGCCGCCCGCGCCGCCCACGCCGCCCACGCCCACGGUCCCGCAGCUCGACACGCAGGAGAGGCUAAGAUGGCGGAGAGCAGCCCCGCUAGCGAGAUCUCGGCGUUCUACGACGGCCGGUCGGUGCUGGUGACGGGCGGCACCGGCUUCAUGGGCAAGGUGCUGCUGGAGAAGCUGCUCCACGCCUGCGACCACCUGCGCUCCGUCUUCGUGCUGGUGCGGCCCAAGCGAGGGCGGUCGCCCAGCGAGCGCCGGGACGACAUCGUCCAGCUGCCGGUGUUCCAGCGCGUGCGCAGCGAGUGCCCGGAGCGGCUGGAGAAGCUGGUGUUCCUGCACGGCGACGUGCAGGAGGAGGACCUCGGCCUCAGCCAGGAGGACCUGGCCGUGGUCCGGAGAGAGGUCAGCGUCGUCUUCCACUGCGCCGCCACGCUCAGACUGGAGGCCAAGCUCAAGGACUCCAUACGGAUGAACCUGCUCGGCACCUGGAACGUCCUGCAGCUCUGCAAGACACUGAAAAAACUAGAGGUGCUGGUGCACCUGUCAACGGCUUUCUGCUACUGCGACCUCGAGGAACUGGGCGAGAAGAUGUAUCCUUGCCCGUACGACCCUCGAGACAUACUCCGCGCCGCUCGUUGGAUGGACGACUCAAUGUUGGAUGCGAUUACGGCCCAGCUGAUCCACCCGCAUCCCAACACGUACACGUUCACCAAGCGGCUGGCCGAGGUGCUGGUGGAGCAGCACCUGCACGAACUGCCCGUCGUCAUCGCGAGGCCCUCCAUUGUGACGCCGUCGUGGAAGGAGCCGGUGGCGGGCUGGGUGGACAGUCUGAACGGGCCGGUGGGGCUGCUGGCGGCGGCGGGCAAGGGCGUGCUGCGCAGCAUGUACUGCCGCGGCGAACUGCACGCCGAGGUCAUGAGCGUCGACUUCGCCAUCAACGGGCUCAUCACGCUGGCGGCGCGCGAGGCCGCGCGCAGGGCCAAAGAGGGCAGCCCCAGCGAGGUGCCUGUGUACAACAUCACGUCGUCGAACCAGAAGCGCAUGACGUGGAAGGAGGUGCUGGACUACGGCCGGCAGAUCGUCUAUGAGUACCCAUUCGAGUGGACAGUCUGGUACCCAGACGGCAACAUCCGCAGCUCCAAGCUCGUGCACAAGAUAUGCGUCAUCUUCCAGCACUACCUGCCGGCCUACUUCCUCGAUUUUCUCUUCUUGAUUUUCGUCCAAAAAAGAUUCAUGGUGCGGCUGCAGCGGCGCAUCUCGGACGGGCUCGAGCUGCUGCAGUACUUCACGACGCGCGAGUGGAACUUCCGCAACGAGCGCUACCUGGCGCUCUACACCGGCCUCAACGCCGAGGACAAGCGCCGCUUCGACAUGGACAUGGUGCCCAUAGAGCCCUACGAGUACCUGGUGACGGCGUCCUUGGGCGCGCGCCUCUACUGCUUCCACGAGGACCCCGCCUCCCUGCCGCGCUGCCGCCGCAACAUCCGCAUCCUGUAUGUGCUGGACCGCACGGCUAAGGCUCUGUUCGUGAUGCUGCUACUGUGGCUGCUGGUGGGCUACUCCGAGACUGCGCGCUCAGCCAUGGACACUGUGGCGGAGGCCCUGCGCUCCCUGCCUCUGGUGGGCAGCGUCCUCACCAAGGAGUCCACUCUGCAGCCUAUCUGAGGGCGGAGGGAGGCACAGCAAGCUGCCGGGCUGGUGGGCCGUCCGAGACUCUCUUAUUCCACAAUAUAUAUCAAAUCUCACAGCUCAUAUACGUACAUGUAUCAAUGGUACUUGCUCUGCAUUUGCUCUUUGGCAUGGAAUAAGAUGUGGGGUUAAGUUCACUUACGAUAAAGGCAGAAAUGUUUGUGUACAAAGAGUAUUGUAGGUAUACCCAUAAUUAUCUCUCGUGGUGGGAAACUAACUUUACAAUGAAUUACAACCGUUUCACAUUAUAUGUAUCGCAUGUUUUACAGCAUGAAACAGGUAGACUGGUUUGCAUACAGAAAGUAUGGCAGAAUAUGGCUGAUGCAAUUGCAAAUCAAAAUACAUGAGUUUUAUACAGUUUACAAGCAUCCUAUUUUACAGGCCUAUACAGUCUCUCAAACAUAGGUAUCUAUUACGUAAUCCAGCGUGAUAAAUGUACAACAUCUGUUGUUUCCACAAGCUGUGAUCAGUAAUUUUUGGUUAGAUUCGUAUGAAAUAACAGUACUUGUACAAAUCUUUUGAAGAUUAUAUAAGAUAAUAUUUUAUACAAAAAAAUUGUUUACAGACAGCUACAAAUUUUAAAUAUGAUUUGUGUGUGUGUGUCUUACGUGUGCGCGAGCGCGUGUGUGUGGGAGAGAGAGACAGAGAGAGAGAGAGAGAGAGAGAGAGAGAGAGUUGCUCUAUAAGCUAAUUCAGCAUUGCCACAAGUAAUCUGUAACUGGAAAAUGACUGAUAUAUAUGUAUUAGUUGUAAGUCUCGUUAUAGGUAGCUAAAUCUUUUUAUACAUUUGUAAAUCUGUUUUUAUGCUAAUGGUAAAAGAUACCGGUCAAGUUUGUGUCAUGUACGAGUACUUGCCGCUUGAAUAAAGAAUUGAUCCUUAAUUUAAA
Messenger RNA from Schistocerca piceifrons (Central American locust), 2596 nucleotides. Its product is annotated as putative fatty acyl-CoA reductase CG5065. Gene Ontology annotation, cellular component: peroxisome. NCBI's taxonomy places the organism in Eukaryota, Metazoa, Arthropoda, Insecta, Orthoptera, Acrididae. Gene Ontology annotation, molecular function: alcohol-forming very long-chain fatty acyl-CoA reductase (NADP+) activity. The coding region runs from base 93 to 1685 and encodes 530 amino acids. The record is from RefSeq and is a predicted model, not a curated record. Gene Ontology annotation, biological process: long-chain fatty-acyl-CoA metabolic process. The transcript has 9 exons.